Cucurbitaria berberidis CBS 394.84 is the source of this 1839-nucleotide messenger RNA. RefSeq lists its product as uncharacterized. NCBI's taxonomy places the organism in Eukaryota, Fungi, Ascomycota, Dothideomycetes, Pleosporales, Cucurbitariaceae. The coding region runs from base 1 to 1839 and encodes 612 amino acids. The transcript has 4 exons. The record is from RefSeq and is a predicted model, not a curated record.
AUGAAGGUCGCCGAGAAAGCCACCGAUCGGGGAGCGGAGGUGCACAUGUACGUCGAGGGUAAAUUGCAAGCCCUUGAGGAGUACGGACAGUACAUCAGCGUUGAGGAUCAUGCAAUAUGCUGCUAUGUCCCUGUCGAUGAAGGCCACAAGAUUAAGAUUGGUGCCAAAUUCUCGGGCACGACGUUGACCAUAGCUUACGACGCCGUGGUAGAUGGGGUCUUUCGCAAGGCCAACUUCUACGCCGCUAGAACAGUACACAUCCAGAAGAAAAAGAUUGAUGUGGAGUCCUUCCUUUGCAAGACCGACAAAGGAAUCAUUGACACGCAAAUGCUCGUCGCCCCAAUUUCUGCAAGGAUUACAUCUCAAGGAGGACCGCAAGCAGAAACCAUCGGCACCCUGGAGCUACGCCUCUAUAUCACCCGCCAACUCAAUGUUUUUCACUCUGUUGAAAGUGCUGAGACGUACUAUGCCCCGACUGGUAUUCUCGAGGAUGUAACUCAACAGACGGCAAGCUACAAGCAAAUUGCCCCCACAUUCCAGAUGGAGUUCGAGCAGAAUUGCGCGCCGCUGGGAAAGCUCAAGAGCACUCGUGAGCAGCGCAAUAUGAAUGCACCACGUCCGGGCACAGAACCUUGGGCAAUCUUUCGCUUCCAUUAUCGAAGCAAGGAUGCAAUCAUCGAAAAGAAUCUGAAGUUGACUUUUGACCCUCUGAGCAAAGAGAAGACGAAUCCCCAUACCCUAUUGAUUGAUCCUGUCCCCCCGCUUCUAGCUGGGACAAAGCCUCACAAGGACGAUGGUGAUAGCUCCACGCGAGCUUCAUCGCCUAUACCUCCUGACCUACCCCUCACCCCGGUUAAGGGCACACUGAAGAAGUCUGCUCUCAAGUCAACCACUCCAGUCCCUACAACGACGCCUACCACUGAGAAGGAGCCAUCUACGUCCCCCGAUAGCUCUCCGAGCCCGGAAAUGACUGAUAGCAUGAACGAAAUCCGGGCUCGAGUCUUCUCCACGAAGGAGAUGUUUGCGACUGAGGCUAAGAAGAGCACUUCUAACGGUAGGUCCGAUGGCGUUAUAUCUUCCUCCACCGUAAGUAAUCACGACGAAAAGGCCUUAGAGACCUCCAAAGACACCACUACCUAUGACAAGACCACCGAAAUAGUGUCCAAGAAGGCGGCUGGAAGCGCCAAGAUCGCCAGCACACUCUUCGAUAAGGCAGUUGAGAAGGAGGCAGUCACCGACAACGACACAAUCCCCGUAGCGCUCCCCAAGGACAACCCCAUCAAGUCGAUUGAGGAGAGUGUUACGAAAGCCUCCAGUCUCACCAAUACCGGCGCGAAACUCAUAGAUGGCACUACAGCGAGAAGGACUUCGGAGGACCCAAAUACGCCUUGGAAGAAGCUGGUAGUCAAGCCUGCACCUAUUCUAAAAACCAUGCCGGUUUCUCAGAACCGACCCCCAACGCCCGUGACACCGGCGAAGCGUCCAGCUACCCUCGCUAACGGUGCCUCACACGAGUUGAAGCGCAUGAAGACGGCCCCGUCCACAGUAUCGCGAAUCUCUCCUGGCUCAUCCAGCCCGAAGCCGUUGUCCAUCGAGCGCCAGUUUGCCGAGCAGCGCAAGAAGAUCGAGACCUUACGCAGGAAGCGCAAGGAGAUCGCCAAGAAGCAGUCUGCCGUUGACAAACAGAUGGAGCCUUACAAAGAGCGCAUGGCUGAGAAGUUGGAGCGCCUGAACCAGGAGAUGAUGGAGGAGGAAAAGGCCUAUACGGAGGAAGAGCAACAUUACUCUGCUAGCGUCGAGGUCCUGAAGGAGUUCAACAAGCUGGAUGGCGGUCUCUAG